Messenger RNA from Trichosporon asahii var. asahii CBS 2479, 1080 nucleotides. Its product is annotated as pirin. The transcript has 2 exons. Bases 1 to 1080 code for a protein of 359 amino acids. The record is from RefSeq and is a predicted model, not a curated record. Lineage: Eukaryota; Fungi; Basidiomycota; Tremellomycetes; Trichosporonales; Trichosporonaceae.
AUGGCAGACGACCUCGACCUGGACAUGGCCAUCGAGCCGCUGACCCCGGCGCCGCAACCCUCCGAGCCCGCCACUGCCGCCGCUGCCUCAGCGACCCCAGAGCCGAAUGAGGGCGGUAACAAGUCGCGCUCAGUCACCCGCGUCCAGCCAGGGUUCAUCACGCCCGAGGGCGCUGGUGCGCGCGUCUCGCGCUCCAUCGGCCUUCCCUCGCUGUGGAAUCUGAGCCCCUUCCUCAUCCUCGAUUACUGCGACAUUGAACCGGGACAGGGGUUCCCCGACCAUCCGCACCGGGGCAUGGCCACGGUCACAAUGGUGCUGGACGGCCAGGUUACACACGAGGACCACCUCGGCCACACGGGCACACUGGGGCAGGGCGACCUGCAAUGGAUGAUUGCGGGUCGGGGUCUGGUCCACUCCGAAAUGCCAGUGGGCGCAGCCCGCGCACUGCAACUCUGGAUCGACCUCCCCGCGGCGCGCAAGAUGAUGAAGCCGCGGUACGUGGACCGCAAGUCCUCGCAGAUCCCCUCGGUGCCGCUUCUCGACUCUUCCUCUGCUGAAGUAGGGUCAGCAAGGGUCAUCGCGGGCGAGGUGGGCGACACCAAAGGCUCGGUCCGGGACACAGUGAACGAGAUCCUCCUGCUGGACCUCACGCUGCGGGGGGAGACCUUUGUCGCCGUGCCCGCGUCAUGGACCUGCUUCGUGUACGCCACUGAGGGAAGUAUCAGUGUGGGAGGGAAGAAGGUGAAGGCGCAGGAAUGCGCCGUGCUCUCAACGUCUGAGGGCGAGACGGGCGUCCACAUCGAAGCUGGGGGAAAGGGAGCUAGAGUGCUUCUCGGUGCGUCUCCACCCCUGCACCAGGAACUGGUCAUGCAAGGCCCGUUCGCAGUGACGUCGCGCGAUGCGGCGGGCAAGGCGCUCGCCGACUUCCGAGACGGGAGGAACGGGUUCGAGAAGGCACUCGGGUGGCGGAGCAAGACAGGGCAGGCUGUGUCCUCUGGGGCCAAGGGGAAGGGAGGCAAGGGCGGGAAGGGAAAGAAGGCGAAGAGGGGACGGCGGGGAGAUGACAGUGACGACGACUAG